Molecule: messenger RNA, 2201 nt
Organism: Melanotaenia boesemani (Boeseman's rainbowfish)
Lineage: Eukaryota; Metazoa; Chordata; Actinopteri; Atheriniformes; Melanotaeniidae
Gene: apool
Product: apolipoprotein O-like
Exons: 14
Coding region: 89-1639 (516 amino acids)
Biological process (GO): cristae formation
Cellular component (GO): MICOS complex
Source: RefSeq, a predicted model, not a curated record
UGGCAGUAGCUGACCGGGUUUCAACCAGCUGAAGCUCCGCACCACCAGAACUCAAGGAAGAAGAAGAAAGAGGAGGAGGAGCACUGUCAUGGCGGCCAAGGUGGUGAUGGUGGCCGUCCCGACGGUGCUGGGAAUAGCCUCCAUCCGUGUUUACACAGUAAACGAAGCAUCUGCUGAUGGGAUGGUUACUCGGGAGAAGCUGAACAUCUACACACCGCUGCAGGGGUCUGCUCAGACUAAGUUUGUUCCGGACAGUCCUGGAGUUAUCGAGAGAGGGUUAACUACAACCAGGGAGAGCGUACUACCGUUAGUCCAAGCUGUUAAGGGUGCCGGUGUCUCUGUGAAAAAGGGAAGUGUUAAUCUUUACCAUGCAGGAGAGGAUGUAUACUAUUACCUGAUAGACCCUCCCCCGGGUUUUCUACCCAGACUUGGUACCAUCACCAUGGCCGGCCUGCUUGGCAUGUUCUUGGCACGGAAAGGCUCUCGAUUCAAGCAGUUAGCCGUUCCUGUGGGCCUGAUGAGCGCCGGAGCAUCUGUGUGCUACCCUGCCCAAGCUGUGGCGGUCCUUAAGGUGACUGGAAAGAAGGUGCAUGCUGCAGGCCAGUGGAGCAGCGCUGCAGUGUCUUCUCUCUUCACCCCAAAGGAGCCUGUUGCCAAAGAGAUUGUUGCUUCACAACUACCGUUGGCUACAGAACCAAAUCCAGAGUUUGUACUGGCUGAGGAGUCAUCAGCCCCGAGUUCCACUACAGAAACCUCAGCUCAGAGCGCCACCAUCCCAGAGAAAGAGGUGGAAUCAGCAGAGUCUGACAAGCCCACCGUCACCACAGAAGAAGAGUCAUCAGUAACGCUCACAGAACUAUCUCCUGACCAAACCCCAGCGGAGUCCAGCGCAGGUUCUCUGGUGAAUUCUGCUCCAGAGGCCUCCGAUGUAUCAGCAGAACAAGGAGCAGAUGAUGUCUCUACUGAUACCAGUCCAGAUAAAGUGACACCGAGCUUAGAACCAGAGACAACCCAGGCUGUUCCAGUCGAGCUCUCUUCAGCUGAACCUACAGAAUCUGCUCCAGAGGCCUCAGGUGUACCAGCAGCUUCCGCUACAGAAGCAGCAGUAGAUGAUGUCUCCUUUGAUACCAGUCCAGCUGAAGUCAUACUGAACUUAGAACCAGAGCCAACUGAGGCUGUUCCAGUCGAGGCCUCUUCAGCUGAUUCUGCUGAAUCCGCUCCCUCUGAAGUCACAUCUGCUCCAGAGGCUUCACAUAUACCAGCAGCUGCAGAUGUCUCCACUGACACCAGACCAGCUGAUGUCACACCGAGCUUAGAACCAGAGACAACAGAGGCUGUUCCAGCUGAGCCUGUCUCUCCUGAAGUAACAUCUGCUCCAGAGGCCUCACAUGAACCAUCAGACCCAGUCAUCGAAUCAGCUGAGUCUGUCCCUGCCGCUGAACUUGACUCAGCUGACCAGCAUUCAGGCCCUGCUGUGGAGGAGACACUAAACACAACUCUCACACCACCACCACCACCACCUCAACAGCCUACGGCAGAAAACAGCAAAGAGGGCUCUGGUUUCAAGCCAGACCCUGCUCUCAUGGACUUCGGCCAGUCCAACCCUGAGGAUGAAGACCUGUACAGCACACGCAGCUGAGAGACAUCACUGCCAGCCGCAGGAGAAACCUCAUUCCCACACUGCCAUCUCAUAUCUCUUCCUUACUGACAAAUGCUGCAUCAUUAUGCAUGUAAAUAGGCCAUUUUGCAAGCAAGCUCUCUUAGAAAGACUUAAAUCAACAUUUCCAUUCUCAGUUCAUCUGCCCACAGUGGUUACAUUUCCACAAAAAACAACAAAGAAAACAUCCAAUCACAUUUGCUUUGUAGCAGCAAUAAAAUGAAUUCCGGUGCUGAAUAUCUGUUUGCAUAGGACAGAAGCCUGGAACAAAACACCCACAAAUGUUUUGAGCAGAAAUGUCAGAUUGUGAGACAGUUUCUAUUUGCAUCUUUUCUUUUUUUUCUAGCUACAGCAUUUACAGUCACGGUGCUGUAAUUUAUUGUAAUUUAUCCCAUCACGUCGGUUAAUGAAAAUUCUGCACAUGUGCUGUUAAUAACUAUAAGAUGGACUAGUGUUUCUCCAUUUUGCAAUCAAUAUUUGUCUUCACUUGUUGGUUAAGGAAAUCCAAAUAAAAAUAUAUUUUUCUUGAACUGAUGUUGGGUCU